CCCGUAUACCACUCAUUCAUAUGCAUAUAUUUAAAUGAAAUCGAAAUUAGUUCGCAUUGUGUCGUAGAUAUAUCGCUAAGCCAGCGGAAACUCUUAUCACUUACGCAAAAGUUAACUUCAGCAGGUUGAAAAGUGUGAGUGCGGUAUGCCAGACGUUAGGAUCGCACAAUUCGAAAGCUGUCACAAGGAGAUGUUUGGUGACAUGAUCAUCUCAUGUCAAACUCCAACAGAAGGAAGCUUGCCGACAGAAGCCGUUUUAUCAGUGCCCUACGUGGUCACGAUAAAACGUCGUCAUCAUAUGACCAAAAUGAGACAGACUAGCUCUAAGCGAAGUGAGAAAGAAAGAGCUAAGACACUCCUGAACGAGUUGCUGGCUGAAAUAAAUAGCAACGUUCAAAUUAGUACUACCGAUUACAAUUCCACCUCUGGAAGGUCCCAUAGAAGUUUGUGGCAGGAUGUCGGGGAUCUAGAAAGCAAAGACUUAGAAGAUUUACGAACGACAGUUACCAGCUUUCGAUGUUACGUGGAGCGCAUUGGCAACGUUCUCUUGCGGCUUCUGAAACGUCGAGAUGACCUGUUAUGCCAACAGGAUGCUUUCUGUGACGUCAUUACACGAAGACUUCUCGAAAUACAAUGUAAGUAGCAGAAAUAUACAUAAAAAGU
This is a messenger RNA of Acanthoscelides obtectus, 663 nucleotides long. Lineage: Eukaryota; Metazoa; Arthropoda; Insecta; Coleoptera; Chrysomelidae. The record is from the annotation of a GenBank genome assembly.